AUGGCAGACGCACACGAGCAGGGCGAAAGCUCCAGCGGAUUAAGAGAGACAGUCGAAAAAAUCGAAGGCGAGGCCAAUAAGUUAGUGGCCAACGAUGAGGUUUCCAUGUCUGAGAGGGAGGCUUUCGAGUUCCAGAAGGCGGAGCUCGAGCUCCAGAAGAAGACCUUUGAGUCCCAGAUGAUAGCUUUUAUGAUUCAGAAAGCAAAAUACGAAUCCGAACUCCGGCAGAUAGAGGAGGUGAGGAAAAGGGCUUUUGAUGCUAGAGAGAAGUUUUUUUAUGGCAUGGAGAAUGAUUUUAUGAUCUAUGCUGAAGGUUGGAUGCGCUUUAUGGGUGUGCAUGAAAUGGAAAUCGAGUCCAGGAUGUGGUCCGCGAAAGGAGGAAUGGCGUCCCGGAGGGUGUAUUAUGACGGCAGCAAGCAAUUGUAUUCGGAAUUGGACGAUUUGAAACCUUCCGCCUUUUCGUUGACGGAGGUAGCAUUGCGGCCUUCGGUCGAAGAGGAGUUCGCAUAA
Trichoderma breve is the source of this 510-nucleotide messenger RNA. RefSeq lists its product as uncharacterized. NCBI's taxonomy places the organism in Eukaryota, Fungi, Ascomycota, Sordariomycetes, Hypocreales, Hypocreaceae. The record is from RefSeq and is a predicted model, not a curated record. Bases 1 to 510 code for a protein of 169 amino acids. The transcript has a single exon.